Symbiodinium pilosum is the source of this 1255-nucleotide messenger RNA. Lineage: Eukaryota; Dinophyceae; Suessiales; Symbiodiniaceae. The record is from the annotation of a GenBank genome assembly.
AUGGAUGCGCCUUCAGACCUCGACACCAGAGAAGGCCUCAUCUCCUUGAUGCAAACACUUCAGGUGCCGGCGCCCUUGCAAGACGCAUUAAUCAACUCAGGCAUCGCAUGCAUCGCAGAUUUUGCAUACGCAUACUCAGACGCAUCAGACCUCAACUCUUUCAUUGCCAAGCAGCCUGACGCCCUGUGGGAAGGCAUGCAAAUCACGGACCCAGAGCACUCGCCGGCAGUCGCACGCAGGGCACUAGACAGGCCGGCUCGGCCCCUGCACCGGCACCCGCAAGCCAGCACGCCUGCUGCAAGCAACGUCUGGGCAGAGCACGCACCGCCCCGCUUGGACUCAGAAGCAGUCCAACGCAUGCAAGCAAGCUUCCGAGCCAACUGCCCGGGCGAGCACCUGGACGCAGAUGGCAUGCCCAGCAUUCGCCUGCUCAGCCUGGUGCACCAGUGGUUCACCCCUAAGGGGGUGAUCAAGUGGGUCACAGCACUCGCAGAAGCAAUGCGCAACCUGCAGCUCAAGCAUGGGAACAAGACGCUCUGCAUCCGCUUCAACAAGACGGAGUGCAAUGAUCGCAAGUGCAAGUUUGCGCAUCUCUGCGCCAUCCGCCUUGCCAACGGCACAGAACGCAGCUCCACACCACAGCCUAGAUCACGCACGCCCAUGCCAGCACGCAAGUCUGCGCAGCAACCUCGCCUCUUCUUGGACCUGUUCUCGGGUCAGCGUGCGCCCUUGACACAAGCUAUGGAGCGCCUAGGCUGUGACUGCUUUCAUCCCUUCGACAUCGCAUUCGCACCAGGCCUGGACAUACUGAAUGACUCGCACUACCGCCUGCUCCUGCGCGUCGCAUGCAGCGGCAUUGUAGGGGCCGGCUGGUCGGCGCCGCCAUGCAAAGAGUACUCGCGCCUCAAACUCCGCAGGCCAGGCCCAAAAGCACUACGCACUCCUGAGUUUAUGCAAGGAGUCCCAGGCCUUUCAGAAGAGGAGCUCCUCCGCGUAUUGCAAAGCACAGAGAUACACGCACGCAGCCGCAGGGUCACCAGAUGCAUCCGCGAAGCAGCAGGCGAAGCAGGCCUGGAGCAGCCUGCCUCCUCGAUGGCGUGGCUGGAGGAGGACAAUGUCACCUUGCUGCGCGAGCUCUGUGCACAUUGUUCGCACGUGGCGGCAUGCGAGCACGGCAUGGACUAUUACAAGUCCUGGGCCUUCUGCGCAAGCUUUGCAUCUAUUCGCACUCUGGCAUGCACCCGCCACCCACCAG